This is a messenger RNA of Staurois parvus, 348 nucleotides long. The record is from the annotation of a GenBank genome assembly. NCBI's taxonomy places the organism in Eukaryota, Metazoa, Chordata, Amphibia, Anura, Ranidae.
GUCAAAAAAUUCUACACACCAGCAGUGUGUGAGGAGACCUGAAAGUGGCACAUGGCAGAGUGUGGCGAUGGAGACAGCAGCAAUGGGAGGCCGUACAGGGACCCAUGAGAGACUCUGGACCUGGCAGCAGCAUGAGGAGGCGGUAUAUAGGGGCCCAUGGCAGAUUAGGGGCCUGGCAGCAGCUAUGGGAGGCCCGUAAUCUGCCAGCACCCUAUGUCAAAAAAUUCAACACACCAGCAGUGUGAGGAGACCUGAAAGUGGCACAUGGCAGAGUGUGGCGAUGGAGACAGCAGCAAUGGGAGGCCGUACAGGGACCCAUGAGAGACUCUGGACCUGGCAGCAGCAUGA